AACAUGGUCGUAUCAAACAAAGCACUUCUAUUGAAUUCUUUUCCAGAAGGAAUUGAAGUCGAAUUAGAGUGUGCUAAUGGAUAUGUUAAAGACAGUGGCUCUGAGAUUAUAAACUGUAUUAAUGAAAACUGGUCUAACCCAGAACUCAUCUGUAAAAAGAAGGACUGUGGUCUCCCUAAAUCCCGACCAAAUAUGACAUUUAAAAUCAUCACUGAUACCCUAUUUGGUGCCAAAAUAAGAGUAAGCUGUGAUAAAGGUUACGAGAUUAGUGGAGCAAGCACUAACCAGUGCUUUGCUACAGGGUGGAGUGGAAGAUCCAAAUGUGAAAUUGUGAAAUGUGAGACGCUACCUGGUGAAGUGGCCAAUGGCAAAAGCUCAUGGAGUUCUGAAGAUUAUCCAGAAUAUGGACAAACCAUACAGUACAAGUGCAAUGAUGGAUACACUCUCGUUGGGAAUGAUACCAUUAUGUGCGAUGAAGAUGGUGAAUAUCACCCUCAGCCUCCUAAAUGCAAAGGUGGCAGAGACAUGUUGACAGUUGAGGAUGAUACUACCGCAACCAACGUAACACCAGCAACAACUUCUUUAUCUGGAGAGAUUGACAAGCAAGAUGGGACUGAGACUGUAGAUGGUAACAAGGACGUUGGAUAUACACCUGUUAUAAUCAGUGUGUUCAUUGUUCUGUUAGUUGUAUGCAUAGUGGUGGCCUUUACACAUAAGUAUUUGCUGAGGAGAAAAGGCUCAUAUGACACCAGAGAAGACCUGAAGCCACCGUUAAUACCCUUCCAAACUCUUUAGCUUGCCUGCCUCAAUAAGCUCUGGAACCGUAACUAUCAUUUAAAGAACAUCUGUGUCCCAGGAAGGAUGUGCCAACACACUCUAGCAGUUCCUCUCUGGAUGGAUGGAUGGAAACUCACCUGAAUAUUAUUGCACUUCAAAUGGCAGACAAAAACAAAUUUGUUAAAGUAUAAUAAUUGAAAUGCUCAAUGGUCAUAAUGAACAUCCACUGUUAAAAGGAACUUUUUGUUGAUAUAAUAUUUUUUCCUGCCCUCACACUUUAUUUUAACAAAUAUUUGUAAAUAUUAA
Molecule: messenger RNA, 1083 nt
Organism: Scomber scombrus (Atlantic mackerel)
Lineage: Eukaryota; Metazoa; Chordata; Actinopteri; Scombriformes; Scombridae
Product: zona pellucida sperm-binding protein 3 receptor-like
Exons: 10
Coding region: 4-795 (263 amino acids)
Source: RefSeq, a predicted model, not a curated record